Monosiga brevicollis MX1 is the source of this 791-nucleotide messenger RNA. RefSeq lists its product as uncharacterized. Lineage: Eukaryota; Choanoflagellata; Craspedida; Salpingoecidae. The record is from RefSeq and is a predicted model, not a curated record. Gene Ontology annotation, molecular function: RNA endonuclease activity. The annotation marks the transcript as partial. The transcript is spliced from 4 exons.
ACAUGAUGGGCGAUUCAGCCGUCGCCUCAACCUGGGAAAAGGCCCCCUCCGUCAUGGGUCUUGGCUCUGCUCAGUCAGCCCCCUUUGUUGUCUUUACCAAAGAUCUCUCCACUUCUGUGGUGGUCAGCUCAUUCAGCAACUUUAUGGUCCACACCACCCACGCCGUCCCCGAUGCGCUCGAGUUUGGUGUACUGGGCACAGUGGAGGAGAUUCCCGAGGGAUUUGCAUUGGAAACCAUUGUCAAGGUCGGCAGCGGCAUCAACCAAGCCACCAUGGCCUGGGGUGAUGAUCUCCUUGCGUACUACGGUCGUGACCGCUACCAAUACCGCAGCGAUUAUACCCUCAGCAUGUUGGGUUACAGCACUGACAACGGAGCGUACUACUAUUACCAGACGGAGAACAACAAGACCUACGAGGACACCCUAUUGGAUGUCUAUGACUAUGCUCAGCAAGAGAGCAUUCCAUACCGCUAUAUUCUCCUUGACUCGUGGUGGUACUACAAGGGUCCUCACAAUGGCGUGACGGUCUGGGAUGCCAUGCCCUCCAUCUUCCCCCACGGGCUGGAAUACUUUUUCAACAAGACUGGGUGGUAUCAGCAGCUGCACAACCGCUACUGGAGUGCCGAGACCCCCUACGCCAAGCAAAACGGUGGCGAGUACGACUUUCUCAUAGAUGAGAGCUCGCAGUACGCCGUACCCACUGAACAAGCUUUCUGGGACCAGCUCAUGCUUGACAAGCGCCGCAGCGGCAUGAUCAACUACGAGCAAGAUUGGCUCGAUGACGAGUACGAC